Hipposideros armiger (great roundleaf bat) is the source of this 5034-nucleotide messenger RNA. It is a transcript of the gene TAF2, whose product is annotated as TATA-box binding protein associated factor 2. Gene Ontology annotation, biological process: transcription initiation at RNA polymerase II promoter. Gene Ontology annotation, molecular function: transcription cis-regulatory region binding; RNA polymerase II general transcription initiation factor activity; chromatin binding. Bases 288 to 3767 code for a protein of 1159 amino acids. The record is from RefSeq and is a predicted model, not a curated record. NCBI's taxonomy places the organism in Eukaryota, Metazoa, Chordata, Mammalia, Chiroptera, Hipposideridae. The transcript has 25 exons. Gene Ontology annotation, cellular component: transcription factor TFIID complex.
GCUAGAGGUCAUAGGUGAUAGGCAAGAUGUCUGCUGACGGUGGCUCUGAGCGGUGGUUGAGAGGAGCAUCUUCGUGACAGGAGCUCGGCUAGGGCGGUUGGAGGGAGCCGAGUCCGAAGAGCGUGUUUGAGGCGGCGGAUCGGGCCGGGCCGGGCCUGGCGUGGGCGCCGAGGGAGCCCUGGCCGCGGGGCGUGACUUUGAGAGUGCGGGGGAGCGGGGAGAGUGAGGUGCCGGAGCCCCGUAACGCCCGCAGUCCUCCGGGAAGCCAGGCUCGGCGGGAUCGCUUCAUGACGCCGACUGGUUUAGAGCCCGCCAGAAUGAACAGGAAGAAAGGAGACAAGGGCUUUGAAAGCCCAAGGCCAUAUAAAUUAACCCAUCAGGUCGUCUGCAUCAACAACAUAAACUUCCAGAGAAAAUCUGUCGUGGGAUUUGUGGAACUGACUAUAUUUCCCACAGUUGCAAACUUGAAUAGAAUCAGGUUGAGCAGCAAACAGUGUAGAAUAUACCGAGUAAGGAUCAAUGAUUUAGAAGCUGCUUUUAUUUAUAAUGACCCCACCUUGGAAGUUUGUCACAAUGAAUCAAAACAGAGAAACCUCAAUUACUUUUCUAAUGCUUAUGCGGCUGCAGUUAGCGCUGUGGACCCUGACGCAGGAAAUGGAGAACUAUGCAUUAAGGUGCCGUCAGAGUUAUGGAAACAUGUUGACGAAUUAAAGGUCCUAAAGAUACACAUCAAUUUUUCUUUGGAUCAGCCAAAAGGAGGUCUUCAUUUUGUGGUACCCAGUGUAGAGGGAAGUAUGGCAGAGAGAGGUGCUCAUGUUUUCUCUUGUGGGUAUCAAAAUUCCACAAGAUUUUGGUUCCCAUGUGUUGACUCAUACUCUGAAUUAUGUACAUGGAAAUUAGAAUUUACGGUGGAUGCUGCAAUGGUGGCUGUUUCCAAUGGAGACUUGGUGGAGACAGUGUACACCCACGAUAUGAGAAAAAAGACCUUCCAUUACAUGCUAACUAUCCCAACAGCUGCGUCCAAUAUCUCCUUGGCCAUUGGACCCUUUGAAAUACUUGUCGAUCCAUAUAUGCAUGAGGUUACUCAUUUUUGUUUACCCCAACUUCUUCCAUUGCUUAAGCAUACCACGUCAUAUCUUCAUGAAGUUUUUGAAUUUUAUGAAGAAAUUCUUACAUGUCGAUAUCCAUACUCCUGUUUUAAGACUGUAUUCAUUGAUGAGGCUUAUGUUGAAGUGGCUGCUUAUGCUUCCAUGAGCAUUUUUAGCACAAACCUGCUACACAGUGCCAUGAUUAUAGAUGAGACACCUUUGACACGAAGGUGUUUAGCCCAAUCCUUGGCCCAGCAGUUUUUUGGAUGUUUCAUAUCCAGAAUGUCUUGGUCUGAUGAAUGGGUACUGAAGGGAAUUUCAGGCUAUAUUUAUGGACUUUGGAUGAAGAAAACUUUUGGUGUUAAUGAAUACCGCCAUUGGAUUAAAGAGGAGCUGGACAAAAUAGUGGCAUAUGAACUGAAAACUGGUGGAGUUUUACUACAUCCCAUAUUUGGUGGAGGAAAAGAGAAGGAUAAACUCAUCUUACAGGUUUUCAAUAAACUGCUAAGCUUGGCUAGCACUGCUUCAUCUCAGAAGUUCCAGUCACAUAUGUGGAGUCAGAUGUUGGUUUCUACAUUUGGGUUUUUGAAAUCCAUCUCGAAUGUCUCUGGCAAAGACAUUCAGCCUUUAAUAAAGCAGUGGGUAGACCAGAGUGGAGUGGUAAAAUUUUAUGGAAGUUUUGCAUUUAAUAGAAAACGAAAUGUUUUGGAAUUGGAAAUAAAACAAGAUUAUACAUCUCCUGGAACCCAGAAAUAUGUGGGACCACUUAAAGUGACAGUGCAGGAGUUAGAUGGAUCCUUCAAUCAUACAUUACAAAUUGAAGAAAACAGCCUUAAACAUGAUAUACCCUGCCAUUCCAAAAGCAGAAGGAAUAAGAAGAAAAAAAUUCCGCUGAUGAACGGCGAAGAAGUUGACAUGGAUCUUUCUGCAAUGGAUGCUGACUCCCCUUUGCUGUGGAUAAGAAUAGACCCCGAUAUGUCAGUACUGAGGAAAGUAGAAUUUGAGCAAGCUGAUUUUAUGUGGCAGUACCAGCUCCGCUACGAGAGGGAUGUCGUUGCCCAGCAGGAAUCCAUUUUGGCUUUGGAGAAGUUCCCCACUCCAGCGUCACGGCUGGCGCUCACCGACAUAUUAGAACAAGAGCAGUGUUUCUACCGAGUAAGAAUGUCAGCUUGCUUCUGCCUUGCAAAGAUUGCAAAUUCAAUGGUGAGCACAUGGACAGGACCACCAGCCAUGAAGUCACUCUUUACUAGAAUGUUCUGUUGUAAAACUUGUCCAAACAUUGUGAAAACAAACAACUUUAUGAGCUUUCAAAGUUAUUUUCUACAGAAGACUAUGCCAGUUGCAAUGGCUUUAUUGAGAGAUGUUCACAACCUUUGUCCCAAAGAAGUCUUAACAUUUAUUUUAGACUUAAUCAAGUACAAUGACAACAGAAAAAAUAAGUUUUCAGAUAACUAUUAUCGUGCAGAAAUGAUUGAUGCCCUUGCUAACUCUGUUACGCCUGCAGUCAGUGUGAAUAAUGAAGUGCGAACUUUGGAUAACUUAAAUCCGGAUGUGCGACUCAUUCUUGAAGAAAUCACCAGGUUUUUGAAUAUGGAAAAACUUCUUCCGAGUUAUAGACAUACCAUUACUGUCAGUUGUUUGAGAGCCAUACGCGUUCUUCAGAAGAAUGGACAUGUGCCAAGCGAUCCAGCUCUUUUUAAAUCUUAUGCAGAAUAUGGCCACUUUGUGGACAUUAGGAUAGCAGCUUUGGAAGCAGUUGUUGAUUAUACUAAAGUGGACCGGAGUUAUGAAGAACUGCAGUGGCUACUUAAUAUGAUUCAGAAUGACCCUGUGCCCUAUGUAAGACAUAAGAUUCUAAACAUGUUGACUAAGAACCCACCAUUUACUAAGAACAUGGAGUCUCCCUUGUGUAACGAAGCCCUGGUAGAUCAGCUGUGGAAACUUAUGAAUUCUGGGACUUCACAUGACUGGAGGUUACGGUGUGGUGCUGUGGACUUGUACUUCACACUUUUUGGCCUCAGUAGACCUUCCUGCUUACCCUUGCCAGAGCUUGGGUUGGUUCUUAAUCUAAAAGAGAAAAAAGCUGUCUUGAACCCAACCAUAAUUCCAGAGGCCAUCGCAGGCAACCAAGAAACUGCGAUUAAUCCAAGUAGCCAUGCACAGCUAGUUGGAUUUCAGAACCCUUUUUCAAGUUCUCAAGACGAGGAGGAGAUUGAUAUGGAUACUGUUCACGAUAGCCAGGCGUUCAUCUCCCAUCACCUGAACAUGCUUGAAAGGCCAUCAACUCCAGGGCUCUCUAAAUACCGACCAGCUAGCUCCCGGUCUGCCUUAAUACCCCAGCACUCACCAGGCUGUGACAGCACACCCCCCACGAAACCCCCGUGGAGUAUGGAACUUGCACGGAAGGGAACAGGUAAAGAACAGUCACCUUUGGAGAUGAGCAUUCUGCAUCCAGUUGCAACAACUCCACUGUCAGUGUUUUCUAAGGAGUCCGCGUCCUCCAAACACAGCGACCACCACCACCACCACCACCACGAGCACAAGAAGAAGAAGAAGAAGCACAAACACAAGCACAAGCACAAGCACAAGCACGACAGCAAAGAAAAGGACAAGGAGGCUUUCACGUUCUCCAGCCCCGCCAGCGGCAGGUCUGUCCGCUCCCCUUCCCUGUCAGACUGAGGACGGGCCAACGGAGGCCUUGCCCUUGGCGUCCAGGAGAACGCACGCAGCUAAGACUUGGUCCUCCAUAAGGAACGAUAAAUGGGGAAAAACGUCGCCUCUUAUAAAAACUUAGCAUCCAUCUGAGUUCUAAACAUUUGAUUUACAUUAUUUAUACAAUUGAGAUGUAAUUAGGAAAAUGUGUUUUAUAGUUCUGACUACUCCGUUUCCUCCUUAACACACCCACACACACACAACCCUCCCCCUUCACACAGGCCCUCGUCUCCACUGGCAGUCCCCAUUCCAAACAUCACGGUCUCCAUGUGUACUGCCAAAGUCAAUUAUGUUUUCAAGCCUUUGAUGGAUAUUAUCAGGCAAAAGUUAUGUUUUAAACAGAAGCUACUGCCAAAGCUGUGGUGAAACCACUGUUUCCAGUGACAUAUUGCAUACCACCAUUUGGAAUUACUGAAAAAGGCUUUUCCUGUAGAAUCUUCUCUCUGGGUGUGUGUGUGUGUGUGUGUGUGUGUGUGUGUGUUAAACAUAGAAACUAAAUCCAUUUGGAAUUACUGAAAAAGGCUUUUCCUAUAGAAUCUUCUCUCUGGGUGUGUGUGUGUGUGUAUGCGUGUGUGUGUGUGUGUGUUAAACAUAGAAACUAAAUCUCAGAAUUUAUAAACAAAAAUACCUGAUGAUUUUCCUUUGCCCUAACAUGGACAUUUUUAGAAAGCAGCAUUUGAAAAAAAAUUGAAUAACUUUUGAUAAUGGAUUCUGUGAUUAUGAUGUUGGAAUUUAACAACUAGCAAAUCUACAGUUGUUCUCAAAUCAGGAUGUUUAAAUUGGCUUUUUUUCAUUAAGUAUAGUGAAUAUAUGUUCAUACAUUAAAAAAUGUUUGCUAAAUGUGGACAAUAUGCACACCCAACACAUAUUCUAAAAUUAUUUCUAUAUGACUCAAAUUAUGGUACCUUAAAAAAGGUGUUUAUAUACUGUUCAUGAACUUGGAUAUAGAAAAUUCGGCCCUCAUGUGAGUAUACCAUAAACAUUUAGUUUUACAUGUCAAUAGUUUGUAUGUUUGUGUGUUUUUUUUAAUUUCUGAAUUUACUGUGUGCUUUAUUUUGUUUGUUUAAAAAUGUUUUUCAUACCUGUAGUAUUUUUAUCAUUUCCCUCCUCAUUAGGAAGUUUGGAAUAUACUUCUUCCCAGAAUAGAUAUUUCAGAAGGCUCCCAUAAUGUUAGACUUUUAAAUAUCCUUUUCUUUUCUUUUCACUUGUUUAAUAAAUAACUUUUUAAAUUGAU